AUGGACGGCUUCCACCUAACCCGCACCCAACUCUCGGCGCUCCCGGACCCCAGCACAGCAUUCGCCCGUCGCGGCGCCCCCUUCACCUUUAACGGCCCCUCUUUCCUCUCUCUCGUACAAUCUCUCCGUUCCCCCAUCCUCCCAGAGACAUCAACCCUGUACGCCCCCUCCUUCUCCCACGCGAUCAAAGACCCCGUUGAAAAUGACAUCGCCAUCCUGCCGUCCGUGCGCAUCGUGGUGUUCGAAGGAAACUACUGCGCGUUGAAUAAAGCGCCGUGGUCCGAGGCUGCGGCGCUUAUGGACGAGAUGUGGUUCGUCGAGGUGGACUUUGAGGUCGCGAGAUGCAGGUUGGUACAGAGGCAUGUGAAAGCAGGUAUUGCGAGGGAUGAAGAGGAGGCGGGAAAGAGAGCCGAUGAAAAUGAUUUGGUUAAUGGGAGGGAGAUUGUGGAGAAUAGGGUGCCGGUUUGUGAGGUUGUGAGGAGUGUCGAGGAUGGGGCGUGGGCGCCGGAGAGGCAGGGGGUUAGGGAUGAGAGGGAAGAGAGAUACAAGGAGAGGUAUAUGGACUGA
This is a messenger RNA of Pyrenophora tritici-repentis Pt-1C-BFP, 567 nucleotides long. RefSeq lists its product as uncharacterized. The record is from RefSeq and is a predicted model, not a curated record. Lineage: Eukaryota; Fungi; Ascomycota; Dothideomycetes; Pleosporales; Pleosporaceae.